This is a messenger RNA of Pelmatolapia mariae (spotted tilapia), 1177 nucleotides long. RefSeq names its product junctional adhesion molecule-like. Gene Ontology annotation, cellular component: external side of plasma membrane. The transcript is spliced from 6 exons. Gene Ontology annotation, biological process: negative regulation of T cell proliferation; immune response; T cell costimulation. NCBI's taxonomy places the organism in Eukaryota, Metazoa, Chordata, Actinopteri, Cichliformes, Cichlidae. The coding region runs from base 28 to 741 and encodes 237 amino acids. The record is from RefSeq and is a predicted model, not a curated record.
GAUCAGGUUUAUGUAGGCCGCAGUGAGAUGUGCCAGGAUGCCCUGAAAAACAAAGACCUCAGUCUGACCCUGAAAGACCUCCACCUCACUGACAGUGGAGUCUACACCUGCACCGUCUACAACAAGGAUGGACACAUGCUGCUACAGAAAUCAGUGACUCUCAGUGUCAGAGACUUCCAGGUGGAGAUGAUGACUGUGACACAGGGGGAGAGGUCUGUCCUGAUACCUUUUAAAGUCACAGAUGAUCUUCCUCAGGAUGUCAAAGUGGAGUGGAAACUCACUUAUCCUGAAGAAACAAUGAUCCACUUGUAUGAGAGCAGCAAAAAACAGCAUCUCUCACAAGACCCAGUUUAUACAGGCCACACAGAGAUGGAUGAAGACCCACUGAAAACUAAAGACCUCAGUCUGACCCUGAAAGACCUCCACCUCACUGACAGUGGAGUCUACACCUGCACCGUCUACAACAAGGAUGGACACAUGCUGCUACAGAAAUCAGUGACUCUCAGUGUCAAAGAGACGCCAGACACAGGUGUCCAAAAGAUAGACACGUCUGACGCACAAGAAACACCAAACACAGCUGUCCAACAGGGAGACACAGACCAGGAAACAACUCAAAGAGAUGCAGAUGUGGAACAUGGAGACACACCUGGCACAGGAUGGGGGAAUACUGUUACUGGAUGGGUGAGCCAAAAAGGUGGCCAGGCUGUGGCUCAAAGUGGACGAAAUGGAACUGGAGUAUGAAGAACAGACCCUCUGUUAGCUUGUUGUGGUUCAUACACUGUAAAGUAUGUGGUGUAACUAUGAUACCAUAAACAUGAAGAUGCAGCUUUGCUUUGACCUUCCUCUGCUAACAGCUGAACAACCUCAGCCAGCUGUUUCUCUAACAUUAGAAGCUCAUAAUGAUGAUGAUCCAGAGUGUGUUGUUCCUCAGUGUUGGUUCCCGGUGCUGCUGUGCUGUUUCCUUGUGUUCUGAUGGAUCUCCAUCUAUAGCCUUGUGCUGAAGCCUGUGGGCUGAGUGUGUUGUCCAUAUCAGUGUGACGUGAACUCUAAUCUGAAUGUAUUGUAAAGGUUCAUUAGAACAAACUUACUGCAUGUUUAUAUUUAUUUAUUUAUUGAUUAUAGAAGUGUUGAACUGUGAGGUAAAAGGAAAACUUUAACAUUGAUUCCUUCUCUGUGU